UCUUAAGAUAGAAACAGUGAGAAAUGGAAGAAUCAUCAAAUUCAAAUACCUUAUUAGAAGUGGUAGAUGAUUUCUAUAUAGUUCUUCUAAAUGGAGAAGAGCUCAUACCAAUCGCAGAUGAGAAGUUUGCAGUAGAAUUACAGCUCCAGGAAGCUAUUUUUUCAUCAAUUCUCUCUUAUCUUCCCCGCCCAUCUCGCGAAAUUAAGAUCGAACCAUCUUCAAAGAAGAACAAGACGACUCCGACGAAAUCCAACACGUUGGUUAUUACCGAAACCGGCGAAUCUUCGGGAAGCUUCUGUGACAUAUGCGCAGAAGCGAAACCGCUGCAUGAAAUGUUCGUGAACAAGAACUGUUCUCAUGUGUUUUGCAACGAUUGCAUAAGUAAGCACAUUGCGGUGAAGAUCCAAGAAAACAUAGCAAUGGUUAUAUGCCCUGGUUUGGAAUGUAAAGGGGUUUUAGAACCCAAUCUCUGCCGUCCAAUCAUCCCUGCUCAAGUGUUUGAUAGGUGGGAAGCAGCUCUUUCUGAGUCGAUGGUUCUUGGGUCGCAGAAAUUUUACUGCCCUUUUAAGGACUGCUCGGUGCUUCUGAUCGACGAUGGAGAUGAUGUCGUGACACAAUCGGAGUGCCCGAAUUGCAGGAGAUUGUUCUGUGCACAGUGCAAGGUGGUAUGGCACUCGGGCGUUGGGUGCGAAGAGUAUAAGAGAUUGAAUGAAGAUGAGAAAGGGAGAGAUGAUCUGAUGGUGAUGGAGCUUGCUAAGUCAAAGGAGUGGAAGAGAUGUUCCCGCUGCAAGUUCUAUGUGGAGAAGACAGAUGGUUGUAUGCAUAUGACUUGCAGGUGUGGGUUUCAGUUUUGCUACCGAUGCGGAUUGACGUGGUUGUCGACCCAUUCAUGCUAGCUGGAACAUGAUAGGGAGAAUGAAGAAGGUGGUGGAUGAUGAUGAUCCCUUCACUAAUCAAGACUUUCGUGACAUGUUGAUUGUGAUCUCAUCUUAGAUAAAGUAAAGCUGAGGUUUUUAAUGAUUGUUACUGAAAUAGGCCAUUUGAGGAUAGUAAUGGAUGGCCAUCCUCACAAUUCAAUAAAAAACAAUACAUUCAGUUUUUUGCCAUAAAGAGACUAUAUAUAGGUGGAGAUAGUUUUUGUAAGUAUAUAUUUUGAUGUUUUAUGGUUAUUUGAGGAUCAAAAGAAACUGUUUUUCCUGUCUAA
Molecule: messenger RNA, 1204 nt
Organism: Magnolia sinica
Lineage: Eukaryota; Viridiplantae; Streptophyta; Magnoliopsida; Magnoliales; Magnoliaceae
Product: E3 ubiquitin-protein ligase RSL1-like
Exons: 2
Coding region: 24-896 (290 amino acids)
Biological process (GO): protein polyubiquitination; positive regulation of proteasomal ubiquitin-dependent protein catabolic process; ubiquitin-dependent protein catabolic process
Cellular component (GO): ubiquitin ligase complex; cytoplasm
Molecular function (GO): zinc ion binding; ubiquitin conjugating enzyme binding; ubiquitin protein ligase activity
Source: RefSeq, a predicted model, not a curated record